Molecule: messenger RNA, 4381 nt
Organism: Melozone crissalis (California towhee)
Lineage: Eukaryota; Metazoa; Chordata; Aves; Passeriformes; Passerellidae
Gene: SEL1L3
Product: SEL1L family member 3
Exons: 24
Coding region: 6-3263 (1085 amino acids)
Molecular function (GO): protein binding
Source: RefSeq, a predicted model, not a curated record
GCAGCAUGCGGCCCCCGGCCGAGCCCCGCCGCUCCGCUCCGCUGCUCCUCGUCCUGCUCACGAACUUUGUGCUGUCCUUUGGAAAGGAGACAUUACAGACAACGGCAGUUACUCCACAGUUUCAGAAGAAUGUGGAUUAUGUAGAUUUUAUCUAUUUAAACAUUUUAGAAAAGAAAGUUCUUAACAAUUCUGAGGUUUCAGUUCAAUAUUUAUGUUCUAAACCUUGUAUUGUCAGUUUAGAAGCAGUAGCUUCCUCCGAGUUCAGGACUGGUGUGCCAGUGUAUAGAAGGAGAUGGAAGGAUGAGAAGAACCUUUAUGUUAGCAGAACUCGACAAGUACACUUGAAAUUUCCAAGCAUCAUGGUUUACAGAGAUGAUUAUAUCAUCAGAAACUCAAUAAUAGUGCACAGUGUGAUACUGUACGCAUGGAUUAGCCACAGAUCAGCUAGCAACUAUGGUGAUGAGCAGAAUGAAGACUACCAGGCUGCAGUUGCCAAGAAUUACACAUUUUUAGAGGCAGUUCCACCCUUUGAACGGCCAUAUAAGGACCACAAAGUUUGUCUUCAGUGGGGUGCUGACUAUUUGUGGAUGCUCCAGGCCAAUAGGAUACCUCAGUGCCCUCAUGAAACUGAUGGUGUCCAGGUUCUCGAAUUUAUAUAUGCUUCCAGUGGGGAAAAAACAGGAAUUGUGAAGAAAUUUGAACAGUUUGAAAACAGAGAACUUGAGACAGUCAGACAACACCAGGUUGAUUAUCCCAUGUUCACCAUUUCAAUCUGGCUAUAUCUACUCCAUCACUGUGAAAAGGACCUGUGUGGUAUACUCUAUUUUAUUGAUUCCAAAGAAAUGUAUGGUACUCCUGCUGUAUUUCUAAAUGAGGAAGGUUAUGUGCAUAUUCAGAUGCAUCUCAUGAGAGGGGAUGACCUUGCAGUGAAAACUAGCUUCAGCCUUCCUCUGAAGCAGUGGUUUCGACUGGAUCUCUCCUUUAAGGGUGGACAGAUUGAAGUAAGCAGUGUUGGGAAGAAUUUGAAAAGACAUCAUCAUCAAUCUUUUACUUUUAGGGAAGAUUUCUAUUAUGAUGACACUGCUGGAUACUUUGUUCUUGGGGGCAGUGGGUACGUAAAUGGUAUUGAAGCCUUCUUUGGACCUGUGAAAUACUAUCGCCUCAAUGUGCUGGAAACAGAACAGAUUUCUAAUCCUCUUCAUGACAAGGACACAGUGGAACAAAUUGAGCUUUACUACGAGAGAUGUAUGGACAUUCAAGAAAUAGUUUAUGAUUACAGAUAUAUUGUAAGGCAAGGCGAAAAAACACACAGAAGUUGUUACUAUGAAAACUAUUAUUUGGAGCAGAUUCACAAAUAUGGAGAAAAAUCCAAAUGUGAUGCUUUCAUGUGGGGAAAAGAGCUCAGGGAAAAGUACCACACUUUGUUCAAACUGUUACAAGAGAUGGAUUUCAGUAGUCCAGAUGAAGAUGGAAGUGAUACAGUUGUAGAAGUUGGCCGAAGGAUAUUUGAGAAGGUUGUGAAAGGUCUGUCCAGUGCCAAUGGCCUCAGCAAUUUGGGCUCCUCUGUCCCUCUCCUGGUGGAUUCCAGUUGUUGUGGAUACCAUAAGGCUUCCUAUUUCCUUGCAGUUAUAUUUGAAACAGGCCUUGGGGUGCCUGUGGAUCGUAUAAAGGGACUGCUAUAUAGUUUGGUUGGUGCUCAGGGGAACGAGAGACUUUCUGUGAUGAAUCUUGGCUAUAAACAUUACCAAGGGAUUAAUAACUAUCCACUUGAUUUGGAGCUGUCUUAUGCUUAUUACAGCAAUAUUGCAAUAAAGACAUCCCUGGAUCAACACAAUAUAAAAGGGGAACAGGCAUUUGUUGAAACUAUAAGACUGAUGGAUGAUGAACUGCUAAAAGCUCAAACAAAAGAAAAUGGUGAUGUCUUUAUGUGGUUAAAACAUGAAGCAACAAGAGGAAAUGCAGCUGCACAGCAACGUCUGGCUCAGAUGCUGUUUUGGGGCCAGCAAGGAGUGGCAAAAAAUCCUGAAGCUGCAAUAGAAUGGUAUGCAAAGGGUGCAAUAGAAACAGAAGAUCCAGUGUUGAUAUAUGAUUACGCCAUUGUGUUGUUUAAGGGUCAAGGUGUGAAAAAGAAUAUAAAACUUGCAUUGGAGUUGAUGAAGAAAGCAGCAGCCAAGGGCUUGCCCCAGGCAGUGAAUGGAUUAGGAUGGUAUUACCACAAUUUUAAAAGAGACUACAAAAAAGCAGCCAAGCACUGGUUAAUUGCUGAAGAAUUGGGAAAUCCAGAUGCAUCAUACAACCUUGGUGUCCUGUAUUUGGAUGGCAUUUACCCUGGAGUACCUGGUAGAAAUCAAACAGUUGCUGCACGCUAUUUCUAUAAAGCUGCCCAAGGAGGACACAUUGAAGGGACUCUGCGAUGCUCUCUGUAUUACAUCACAGGAAAUAUGGAAGACUUCCCUAGAGAUCCAGAAAAAGCUGUAAUCUGGGCAAAACACAUUGCAGAGAAAAAUGGCUACUUGGGUCAUGUAAUCAGAAAAGCUCUCAAUGCUUAUCUGGAGCUUUCAUGGCAUGAAGCUCUGCUGCAUUACAUUUUAGCAGCUGAAACUGGGAUUGAAGUGUCACAGUCAAAUUUAGCACACAUCUGUGAAGAAAGACCAGACCUAGCAAGAAAAUACCUAGCAACUGAUUGUGUCUGGAGAUACUACAAUUUCUCAGUUUCUCAAGUCAAUGCUCCAUCAUUUGCUUAUUUGAAGAUGGGAGAUUUUUACUACUAUGGCUACCAGAACCAGUCUAGAGACUUGGAGCUGUCCAUGAGGAUGUAUGCCCAGGCUGCCUUGGAGGGGGAUUCACAGGGUUUCUUCAAUUUGGCCCUUGUCAUGGAAGAGGGCAACUCCAUACCUUCCUACAUUCUGGAUCACUUGGAAAUUGAUCAAGCAUUGCAUUCUAGUAAUACAUCACUUCUUCAGGAGCUCUAUUACAGGUGCUGGAAUAAUAGUAACCAAGAAACAAUUAGCCCAUGUUCAUUAGCAUUGCUUUAUUUUUACAUGAGAGUUCUCUGGAACAAUGUUUUACACUCUACUCUGAUCUACUUCAUGGGAACCUUUCUUUUAUCGAUUCUUGUUGCAUUUGCAGUGCAGUCUUUUCAGUCCUUGUCUGGGAAUGACAGUGAGGAUGCUACCAGAGCAGUACAGCAAGAUGAACCUACUCUUUCAAAUGAUUUAUCACAGCAGGAGUCAAACCCUCAGAGUCCUCUAGUCACCAGCUGAAGUGCAGUUGUCUUAAGGUUGACAUCCAUUGGGAAGACAGGAUAUGAACAACUACGAAUCUAAGAACUGGCAACCAACCCUGUACAUGGCAUUAAUAAUGCAGUCCAACAGCUGAAGUUGUAGGGAAGUUCACUGAUCUGACUUCUCCACUACAGAGGAAAACCAUCCCUAUAAUUUAUUUAACUCCAAACAGAUGAUGCAGAUUAUCUCACUAUACCCAACACAUGAUCGUACUGUAUGUCAUGGAAGGACUUGGAAGGAAGCCUGCAAAGUCUGUGCCUAAUUGAAAAAUAAGCAAACAUCCCACAGGUUUUAGUGAGGUUUUACUUACAUGUCUAAUCUCUUACUAAAUUGCUUUUACUGCAUUUGAGCUUAUUUAUUGGUGAAAUUAGCAAAGUUUUCCAAGUCUGAAUCACUGAAAUUACGUAAAAGCGAAACCCAGUCACCAAUACUUUCCAAGUUCCAUGGAAACCUGUCAGGACUCCAGUAUAUGCAAUAGUAAAAAUGUGGUUUUUGGCAUUUUAUAUUCCAUGCUGAUUUUUCAAUGUGAAAAGUGUUUUGUUUUGAAAGAAAAAGCACCAGGAAUAUUUGCAAUAUCUUCAUAACAUAUUAGUUAUUGCUGACUUUUAGUCACAGUUUUACAAGCAUCCACAUUUUCUGGUGGACACAACAAAAUGUUUCUCUUCCUGCCAAGAGCCACUGAUUAGAGAAAGGAGCUCCCCAGUGAAAAAAUAAAAGAAUAUUCAAGUGUGAUCAGGUGACACAAAGUGAAAAAAAAAUUAUUUUUGUAUUCUUCUGUAGAUAACACUGGCAAGGAUUUAUUUCAUGUUCUGUAAUGACUCUAAAAGACAUAUUUAAGUGACAGUGUAUUUGAUAAAUGUUGGAUGGGACAUACAGAUAACAUUUAUGGAGUGCAAAUACCUUCUGUCUGAUUUAAUGUUCUCUGUAAAGUGGCUGUAGGAAGGGUCUAACCUUUACAGCAGGUGUGCAGUCACCUCUGCAAAAUGAUGUAGAUCUCAGUCUAUAAAUUGCAUCAAUCUAUGCAUUAUUGAGGGUUAAAUCCACUUGCCUUGCACUACAUUAUUUACUCUUGUAAAUAAAAAUAUUUUUUUAAUUCA